Molecule: messenger RNA, 558 nt
Organism: Cucurbitaria berberidis CBS 394.84
Lineage: Eukaryota; Fungi; Ascomycota; Dothideomycetes; Pleosporales; Cucurbitariaceae
Exons: 1
Coding region: 1-558 (185 amino acids)
Source: RefSeq, a predicted model, not a curated record
AUGGCGCCAAAGAUGACGACCGAAUCAAAUGAAGACGACCUUGCGUACGGAGUACCUUCGUACCACUGUCGCUGGCACGAUCCGACAUUGUGGAGUUCCGACGACGAAGCCGUAGUAGAUUCCGGAAGCGAUCAGGAACAGGACGAUGAGCGCUAUGAGAACAAAAGGCCGAGAAAACAUAUUCUUGGCAAGUCAAGCCAAUAUCAACCUAGUCUACACACUAACAAGUGCAUGACAGAGUAUAUAGAGGAAACACUAAAGAGGCCCGAUGGCAUUGACGUCGAUCUCUCAUCUAUGCGAAAAGUCCCCAAUGGUAAAAGCAAGGCCGAAUUUGAGAAAGCUUAUCUGAUAGAUGGGGCGACAGAACCUGUGGAGACUGAAUAUAUGGCGGCUUUGGUGAGCAAAGGUUCAGCCCACUGGUACAAGCGGAAUGUAUACUACCACGGUCCAGUCGCGAACACCGAGGCCGCCGCUUAUAAGGGUUUGUUGGAGGCUUUGGAGUCCAUCUCAUUUGCAAACUUUCGAGCAGCGGAUAGUCGAGAACUUGUAUCAUUCUAG